Molecule: messenger RNA, 5779 nt
Organism: Tachyglossus aculeatus (Australian echidna)
Lineage: Eukaryota; Metazoa; Chordata; Mammalia; Monotremata; Tachyglossidae
Gene: AHDC1
Product: AT-hook DNA binding motif containing 1
Source: RefSeq, a predicted model, not a curated record
GAGAAGGAGAAGGAGGCUGAGCGAGCUAGACAGGGAGAAGGAAAGGGAGGGAGCCGGGCCGGACUCACACACCCAGACAGACGCCCAGAGACAGGCAGCUCCAGCCCCACAAAAGCCACACCAAAAGGCAAGACAAGAGGAGGAGGAAGGAACUCGCUCCCAUGCCAGCCCAUCGGCUUGGAAAACAGCAGGCGCCCGGCGGAGAGGUUUCAGGUGGCCCAGGGCUCGGGAUUGCGCCAGGCGAGCAGAGACGCCGACGGCGGCGAGAGCAGCUUCAAAGUGAGCGCGCGUUGGAGCCGCGGCGUGUCCAGAGAGCUCAAGUGUAGCAGCCGGAACAGCCAAGCAGAGGGUCUGAGCCUCGGUUUCCCCGACCCCCAUGUCAGCAAGUGUCCGGCCAAGCGGCCCCCGGAGGAGGCGGUCAGGAUGCGCGUGAAGCCCCAGGGGCUGGUGGUGUCGUCCAGCACGGUCUGCAGCUCGCCCGACUACCUCCGGGAGCCCAAGUUCUUCGCCAGCGGGCACCCGGCCCGGCCCCUGCUGCCCGACCGGCCCUUCGCCUGCAGCUUCCCCGAGGCCCCCCGCUCUCCCUUGGGCCGCUCCCCGCCGCCCCGCGGGGACCCCGCCGGCUGCCGCCCGCCCCUGCCCGCCAAGGGAGAGGACCCGCCGCCACCGCCACCGCCGCCGCCGCCGUCGCGGGGUCCGGCCCACCGCGCCGCGCCCGGGGCCGGCUGGGACAACGGGCAGGGGCCCCUGCUCCCCGUGGUGCGGCUCAUCGACAUCAUGAAGGACCUGAAUCGCCUGUCGGACGACCUGCAGCACAGUGGCCUGCGCCUGGACUGCGGCGGGCUGCGGGCGGGCCGGCGGCCGGGCCCCCCGCCCGGCGACCUCCAAUACAGCUUCUUCUCGUCCCCCAGCCUGGCCAGCAGCAUCCGCAGCCCCAAGGAGCGGGGGCCGCCCGGCAAGGCGGAGCGGCCGGGGACGGCGCCCGAGCGGGGGCCCGGCCCGGGGGCCCCCGCCGGCCUGGCGCAGGAGCCGCCCGGCGACGAGGACUCUGAGCCGGACGCGGCGGGCUACUCGGAGCUGGUGGACAGCGACAUCCUCAGCGAGCUGGCUUCCCUGGCCUGCCCCGAGCCCCAGCUGCUGUCCCCGGAACCCCGAUCCCCGGAGCCCGAGCUGCUGGACCCCCGGGCGCUGGAGGCCCCGCCCCGCUUCCUGGACCCCCGGGCGCUGGAGCCGCUGGCCGAGGCGCUGGACCUCCCGGCUCUGCCGCCCCUGGCCGAGGCGCUGGCCCUGCAGGCCCUGAACGCCCAGCUGCCGGACUCCCUGGACUCCCAGCUGCUGGACCCCCAGGCGCCCCAGCUGCUGGAGGCCCUGCCCAAGCUGCUGGAGCCCCCGCCCGCCCUGGGCGGGGGCUGCCCCCCGGGGGAGCCGGGCCCGGAGGACCCCCGCAAGUACGCGCUGCGCAGAAGCGACAAGCCAAAGAUCCUGUGCCGCCGGCGCAAGGCGGGCCGGGGCCGCAGGGCGGACGCCGGGGCCGAGGGCCGGCUGCCGCCCCUGGCCGCGCCCGCCCCGCCGGCCCCCGCCCCGGCCCGGCCGCCCCCGCUCCCCGCCCCCGAGCCCGGCGAGGACCCCCGCGGGGGGCCGCCGCCGCCGCCCACCCGCAAGGGCAAGUGCCGCGGGGUGCGCAAGAUGGUGGUCAAGAUGGCCAAGAUCCCCGUGUCCCUGGGCCGCCGGAAUAAGACCACCUACAAGGUGUCCUCGCUCAGCAGCAGCCUGAGCCUGGAGGGCAAAGAGCCGGGGGCCCGGGCCGCCGCCGAGCCCACCCCGCUGCUGAAGAUGAAGAACAACGGGCGCAACGUGGUGGUGGUGUUCCCCCCGGGCGAGAUGCCCAUCAUCCUGAAGCGCAAGCGGGGCCGCCCGCCCAAAAACCUGCUGCUGGGCCCGGGCAAGCCCAAGGAGCCGGCCCCCGCCGAGGGCAAGAAGCGGCGGAGGCGCAAGCAGAAGCUGGCCUCGCCUCAGCCCUCCUACGCGGCCGACGCCAACGACAGCAAGGCCGACUACUCGGACGUGCUGGCCAAGCUGGCCUUCCUCAACCGGCAGAGCCAGUGCCCGGGCCGCUGCUCCCCGCCCCGCUGCUGGACGCCCAGCGAGCCCGACUCCAUCCACCAGGCGCCCGACACGCAGAGCAUCUCCCACUUCCUGCAGCGCGUGCAGGGCUUCCGGCGGCGCGGGGGCAAGGCCGGGGGCUGCGGCGGGCGGGGCGGGGCCCACGCCGCCCGGGCCGCCCGCUGCUCCUUCAGCGACUUCUUCGAGGGCAUCGGCAAGAAGAAGAAGGCGCCCGGCCCGGCCGCCGCCCACGCGGCCCUGGCCGACCCCGGGCACCCGCGCAAGAGGGGCCGGGCGGAGCCGGACGCCGCCGCCAAGCCCAAGCGCAAGCGCCGGGGCCGCAAGAACGGGGCGCUCUUCCCCGAGCAGGGCCCCGGCGGGCCGGGCUUCGGCGACGGCGGAGCCGACUGGCCCGGGGACAAGGCGGGCGCCUGGGCCCCCCACCACGGCCACCCCGCCGGCCCGGCCGGCCGCCACGGCGCCUUCCAGGGCGCCGAGGCCCGGGCCUUCCCGGCCGGGGGGGCCGAGGCCGCCGGGCCGGGCCGGGCCGGCUACUUCGCCGGCGGCCCGACGGCCGCCGCGGGCGACCCGGGCCACGAGCGCCACAGCCUCUUCACGGGCUACUUCCGCUCCCUGCUCGACUCGGACGACUCCUCCGACCUGCUGGACCUGGCCCUGGCGGCCUCGCGCCCCGAGUCCCGCAAGGCCGCCGCCGGGGCCUACGCCGGCGCCCCGCCCGGGGCCCUGGCCGGCCAGCGGGGGCCGGCCGCCUUCCCCGGCCGGGGCGCCAAGGCCGGCCCGGGGGGCGGGGCGGGGGCGGCGGGCGAGCCGGCCUUCCAGACCGUCCCCCCGGGCCGUCCGGCCUUCCCCCACGGCCGGGCCCCGGGCUACGGGGGCGCCGGCCCCGGCGGCGGGGUCACCCCGGCCGGCCCGGACUGCCGGGGCGCCGACGCCUUCCCCAAGCUGGCGCCGCCCUCGGCCGUGGCCCGCUCGCCCCCGGCCCACGCGGCCCCCGGGGGCUACUCCUCUCCCUUCGGCGGCUACGGCGCCGGGCCGGGCGUGGGCGCCGCCGGGGGCUUCCCCCCGGGGAAGCCGUUCGCCGGCCAGGACUGCGCCAACAGCAAGGACUGCAGCUUCGCCUACGGCAGCGGCAGCAGCCUCCCCGCCUCCCCGAGCAGCGCCCACAGCGCCGGCGGCUACGGCCAGGCCUCCGCCGCCCCGGCCGGGCCCGGCCUGCCCCAGGCCAAGGCCUCCUUCUUCGGCGGCUCGGAGGCCCCGGGCCCCUUCCCCGGCGCCGGCCACACGCCCCUGCGCUGCGACAGCCGGGCCAGCACCGCCUCCCCCGGCGGGGGCUACCUGGGCCCCAAGGGCGGCCCCGGGGCCGCCUUCCAGCCCUCGCCCGAGAGCUGCCGGCCGUUCCCCGGCGCGGCGGCCCAGUGGCCUUUCCGGCAGGGCUACGGCGGGCUGGACUGGGGCGCCGAGGCCUUCGGGCAGCUGUACAACCCCGGCUUCCCCGAGUGCCACCUGAGCGAGCCCAACGUCAUCCUGGACAUCUCCAACUACACGCCCCAGAAGGCCAAGCAGCAGGCCCCGGCCUCCGAGACCUUCUCCGAGUCGUCCUCCGACAGCACCCAGUUCGGCCAGCCGGCCGGCGGCUACCGGCGGGCCAACAGCGAGGCCUCGUCCAGCGAGGGCCAGUCGAGCCUGUCCAGCCUGGAGAAGCUGAUGAUGGACUGGAACGAGGCCUCGGCCGCCCCGGGCUACAACUGGAACCAGAGCGUCCUCUUCCAGAGCAGCGGCAAGCCGGGCCGGGGCCGGCGGAAGAAGGUCGACGUGUUCGACGCGGCCGCGGCCGCGGCCGCCGCCGCCGCGGCCGCCGCCGCCCACCUGGGUUUCCCCGCCGCCACCUCCUCUUCGGCCUCGCCCGCCGCCUACGCCCCGUCCAAGCGCAGCGCCGGCCCCCGGGGGGGCCGGGGGGCCCGGGGCGCCUGCGCGGCCGCCAAGAAGGAGCGGGGCGGCGGGGCCAAGGCCAAGUUCCUCCCCAAGCCGCAGCCUGUCAACCCGCUGUUCCCCGAGGCCACGGACCUGGGCCUGGACUACUACAGCGGCGACAGCAGCAUGUCCCCGCUGCCCUCCCAGCCGCGGCCCUUCGGGCUGGGCGAGCGCGAGGCCUGCGACUUCGCCGGCCCCUACUCCAUGAACCCCUCCACGCCGUCCGACGGCACCUUCGGCCAGGGCUUCCACUGCGACUCGCCCGGCCUGGGCCCCGCCGACCUGGAGGCCAAGGCCUUCGCCGGGCUCCCGCACCCGCUGGGCACCCCGGGCCCCCCGGCCGUGUUCGAGGCCGGCCUGCAGAAACCCUUCUCCCCCAACUGCUCCCCCCCCGCUGGCUUCAAGGAGGACCUGCGGCCCUCCAAGCUGCCCGCCUGUGACUCCCUGAAGCACGGGCUGCAGGGGGCCGGGGGCCUGCAGGGGCCGGGCCUGCAGGGGCCCGGCCUGCCCCAUCCCGCUCUCCUGAGCUGCCGGGACCUGCCCCUGAGCCAGCCCCACUACGACUCCCCCAGCUGCAAGAACACCAGUUACUGGUUCUCCUCCACCACCUCGGCCCCCCGCAGCCCUCCCUACGAGGGCAAGGCGGGCCCCGGCCUGCUGGCCGACUUCAUGGGCCGGGUGGACUCCUCGUGCCUCAACCCCCACCUGGCCAGCCCCUCGGCCACGCCCAAGUGCGACAAGGAGCCCCUGGAGCUGGCCCGGGCCCACCCCCCGCGGGGGGCCUACGCCUGCCCCCUCAUGAGUGACUUGAACCUGUCUCCGGUGCCGAGGGACUCUGUGCUGCUGCUCCAGGACGGAUACCGGUACCCCGGCUUCGCCGCGGCGGGGCAGGGGCACCCCGGCCUGGCCGGCCCCCAGAAGAGCGGGUUCCUGGGGCCCAUGGGGGAGCAGCCGCACCCCGAGGAUACUUUCACCGUCACCUCCCUGUAGUGCCGCCGGAUGCGCCGCCCGGACCGCCAGGUUUUGAUACAGACUUCCCCAGAGAAACAAAGAGCCCACCGGCCCACUGGCUCCCCACCCUCAUCCCGUCGGCCCAGGACCAGCGCCGUCCGCCCGUCUCCCCACUCCCCGUGGCCUGGAGACCUGCCCCCGGGGGCCGGGCCGGCCUGCCCGGGCACCGGUGAGCAGCGCAGAGGACAGACCCCUCACCCCCCAACCCGCCGCCCCGGCCCGGCCCCUCCAUGCAGAAGUCGAACAAGACCCGUUCUGCACAAAACCAGCAUUGUAAAUACUUUUUAAAAAUGUUUAAAAAAAAAAAACACAAAAAAACGGAGCGGGAGCGAGGGCGAGGGCGAGAGCCAGCGCGAGGUCCGAGUCGCUCCCUCCGGUGUGCACUGAGAAAUUUAUUUACAGGCCGUUGGGCAGAAUGAACAAUACCCUAUUUAUUGUAUAUAAUGUUUUAUUAUAAAUCGUGGACUGUAUAUUGCAUUCUGUACAUCUGCUGUGGUUUUGUGACGUGCAAAUUUGCAUGGUUUUGUUGGGUUGGACGAUUCCGUUCCCAGCUUUUGGCUUUCUUUUUUCCACUCUCCUUCUUGGGUUGGUUUUUCUCGCAGGACACACCCAAAGAUCCACAUUUGUAUUAAAAAAGAGAAAAAAGAAAAAAACUUCUUGCGUGGUCGGGGAG